This is a messenger RNA of Nothoprocta perdicaria, 1314 nucleotides long. It is a transcript of the gene ZNF76, whose product is annotated as zinc finger protein 76. The transcript is spliced from 13 exons. Gene Ontology annotation, biological process: regulation of transcription by RNA polymerase II. Gene Ontology annotation, molecular function: DNA-binding transcription factor activity, RNA polymerase II-specific; RNA polymerase II cis-regulatory region sequence-specific DNA binding. The record is from RefSeq and is a predicted model, not a curated record. Lineage: Eukaryota; Metazoa; Chordata; Aves; Tinamiformes; Tinamidae. Gene Ontology annotation, cellular component: transcription regulator complex; PcG protein complex.
AUGCUUUCAGGUGAAAAACUGGUUGAAGGGCAAGUCAUUGAACUUGAAGAUGGGACCACAGCUUACACCCUGACUGUUCAAAAAGAGUAUCUUGAAGAUAGGCAGCCCGUGGUGCUGGAAGAUGGUAGCAUAGCCUACGUACACAACACACCUAAAGGCAAGAAGCAUUCUCCAUCCGAUUUGCAAGAAGCGGCGCGCGGCGGCGAGAAGGGGCAGCAGGCUGGCAGCAGGGCUUUCCAGUGUGGCUGCAAAGGCUGUGGCCGCCGCUGUACCACAGCGCACCACUUAAAGGUACACGAGCGGGCUCACACCGGAGAUAGGCCAUGUACGUGUGACUUCCCAAGCUGUGGGAAAGCAUUUGCUACAGGAUAUAGGCUGAAGAGCCACAUGAGGACACACASUGGUGAAAAACCUUACAAGUGUCCAGAAGACGUGUGCAGCAAAGCCUUCAAAAUGUCCGGRGAUCUGCAGAAGCACGUGUGGACACACACGGGUGAGUGUCCCUUCAAGUGUCCGUUUGAGGGCUGUGGCCGCUCUUUUACCACGUCCAACAUCCGCAAGGUUCACAUGCGAACACACGCRGGAGAGCGGCCCUACGUGUGUGCAGAGCCCAGCUGCGGCAGGGGCUUCACCAGCGCCACCAAUUACAGGAACCACAUGAGAAUCCACAUGGGAGAGAAGCUGUACGCGUGCGCCGUGCCGGGCUGCGACAGGCGCUUCAUCGAGUGCUCCAGCCUCUACAAGCACACGCACUGCRAGCCCUACGCGUGCCGUAGCUGCGGGAAGAGCUACCGGCAGACGUCCACGCUCACCGUGCACCAGCGCAGCCGCCACGGCGAGCGGGAGGCCGCCGAGGAGGCCGAGCGGGCCCUGUGCCUGCUGCAGCUGCAGGCUGCUGCUGAGAGAGGCUCCCAACAGAAGGGCCAAAAUGCGACUUCCCUGUCAGACGUGGAGGAGGAUGAGGACAGUGAGGAAGAUGAGGCCUGUGUGGCUGCGCGACUCGCGCCUCUCUCUUAGGAGGAGGCGCAGCGGGUCAGCCUGUCCCUGGAAGAGCUGCAGGUCCCGGGCAGCGCCGUCAGCAUGGGGACACGGAGCAGCGCCCUGGCAGGGCCCGCAGGUGACGACCCACGUGCCGUGACCGGCCCUGGGAUGGAAGGAUGCACCCAAAGGGAGCCAAUCACGGUAGUCGCGUCCGGAGCAGUUGUGCCUGAGGACUCGGCCGUCACAUCCCCCUGCCAUCAGCAGGUGGCACUGGUGGGUGCUGGCACGUGGGCACCCACAGAGCGGUGCAGGAGAGCCAGCCUGCUGCUUUGA